UAGCGGCACUCAGCGAUUGUUAUUUUUUUUAGGUUACAAAUUCUAUACAAAAUCUACAAAAAAUGGCGGCGGCUAUGCCAAUUAACCCAAAACCUUUCCUCAACAGUUUAACAGGAAAGUCUGUGUUAGUUAAACUAAAGUGGGGACACGAAUAUAAAGGUUUGCUGGUCUCAGCUGAUGGCUACAUGAAUUUGCAAUUAGCAAACACAGAGGAAAUAGUUGAUGGUGGUUGCACAGGUAAUCUCGGAGAAGUUUUGAUUAGAUGUAACAAUGUUUUAUAUGUAAGAGGCGCAGAAGAAGAAGAUGAGGAAGGGGAAAUGAAGGAAUAAAGUUCUGUGUGAUAAAAGACAAUGUCAAUAGAUAUAAGUUUUCACUAAAUACUGGCUACAAGUGUGUGAAAGUCAAGUAUUUACUACCGUAAACAUCUAUUUCCAUUUAAAUAUAAGCUACUACUAAAUAA
Messenger RNA from Aricia agestis (brown argus), 460 nucleotides. It is a transcript of the gene SmF, whose product is annotated as small nuclear ribonucleoprotein F. Gene Ontology annotation, molecular function: RNA binding. Gene Ontology annotation, cellular component: U1 snRNP; catalytic step 2 spliceosome. NCBI's taxonomy places the organism in Eukaryota, Metazoa, Arthropoda, Insecta, Lepidoptera, Lycaenidae. The record is from RefSeq and is a predicted model, not a curated record. Gene Ontology annotation, biological process: mRNA splicing, via spliceosome; spliceosomal snRNP assembly. Bases 63 to 329 code for a protein of 88 amino acids. The transcript has 3 exons.